Molecule: messenger RNA, 3621 nt
Organism: Cynocephalus volans (Philippine flying lemur)
Lineage: Eukaryota; Metazoa; Chordata; Mammalia; Dermoptera; Cynocephalidae
Gene: GTF3C3
Product: general transcription factor IIIC subunit 3
Exons: 18
Coding region: 63-2705 (880 amino acids)
Biological process (GO): transcription by RNA polymerase III
Cellular component (GO): transcription factor TFIIIC complex
Molecular function (GO): protein binding
Source: RefSeq, a predicted model, not a curated record
GAGGCCUUGCUUUUCCGGUUCUCUGUACCGUUCCAGGGGCUGCAGAGACGGACCCUGCAGACAUGUCGGGGUUCAGCCCGGAACUCAUCGACUACCUGGAAGGGAAGAUCUCCUUUGAGGAGUUCGAAAGGCGGAGAGAAGAGAGAAAAACCCGCGAGAAGAAAAGUCUUCAGGAAAAAGGAAAGUUAUCUGAAGAAAAUCCAGAUGAUUCUGAAGUUCCAACAUCAUCAGGAAUUGACUCUACCAAAUCCCAGGACAAAGAUGUCAAUGAAGGAGAAACAUCAGACGGAGUGAGUAAGUCAGUUCACAAGGUCUUUGCUUCCAUGCUUGGAGAGAAUGAAGAUGAUGAGGAGGAAGAAGAGGAGGAGGAGGAAGAAACACCUGAGCAACCCACUGCAGGCGAUGUAUUUGUAUUGGAGAUGGUUCUCAAUCGUGAAACCAAGAAGAUGAUGAAAGAGAAAAGGCCUCGGAGUAAACUUCCCAGAGCUCUGAGAGGUCUCAUGGGUGAAGCCAACAUUCGCUUUGCUAGAGGAGAACGUGAGGAGGCAAUAUUGAUGUGCAUGGAAAUCAUAAGACAAGCUCCUCUGGCUUAUGAGCCAUUCUCUACUCUGGCCAUGAUAUAUGAGGAUCAAGGCGACAUGGAGAAAUCAUUGCAGUUUGAGUUGAUUGCUGCACAUUUAAAUCCCAGUGACACGGAAGAAUGGGUUAGACUGGCAGAAAUGUCUCUGGAACAAGACAAUAUUAAGCAGGCUAUCUUUUGCUAUACAAAAGCUCUUAAAUAUGAACCUACUAAUGUCCGUUAUCUGUGGGAACGAUCAAGCCUUUAUGAACAGAUGGGUGAUCAUAAAAUGGCCAUGGAUGGUUAUAGGCGUAUUUUAAACCUUUUGUCUCCUUCUGAUGGAGAACGUUUUAUGCAAUUGACUAGAGAUAUGGCAAAGAGCUACUAUGAAGCCAAUGAUGUUACUUCAGCCAUUAAUAUAAUUGAAGAAGCUCUCUCAAAACACCAGGGCCUAGUCUCCAUGGAAGAUGUUAACAUAGCAGCUGAACUAUAUAUUUCUAACAAGCACUAUGACAAAGCUUUGGAGGUAAUUACAGAUUUUUCUGGAAUUGUGCUUGAAAAAAAAACUUCAGAAGAAGGAACCUCAGAAGAGAAUAAAGCUGGUGAGAAUGUUACCUGCACUAUACCUGAUGGUGUACCAAUAGAUAUCACAGUGAAGUUGAUGGUCUGCCUUGUACAUCUCAACAUCCUUGAGCCACUUAAUCCUCUCUUGACAACACUAGUGGAACAGAAUCCUGAAGAUAUGGGAGACCUCUACCUAGAUGUUGCUGAGGCUUUUCUGGAUGUUGGUGAAUAUAAUUCUGCACUUCCCCUCCUCAGUGCACUUGUUUGUUCUGAAAGAUACAACCUCGCAGUAGUUUGGCUUCGGCAUGCAGAAUGUUUAAAGGCCUUGGGCUAUAUGGAGCGUGCUGCUGAAAGCUAUGGCAAAGUAGUUGAUCUGGCCCCCCUCCAUUUGGAUGCAAGAAUUUCACUUUCCACCCUUCAGCAGCAGCUGGGCCGUCCUGAGAAAGCUCUGGAAGCUCUGGAACCAAUGUAUGAUCCAGAUACUUUAGCCCAGGAUGCAAAUGCCGCACAGCAGGAACUAAAGUUACUGCUUCAUCGUUCUACUUUGUUGUUUUCACAAGGCAAAAUGUAUGGUUAUGUGGAUACCUUACUUACCAUGUUAGCCAUGCUUUUAAAGGUAGCAAUGAAUAGAGCCCAAGUCUGUUUGAUAUCCAGUUCCAAAUCUGGAGAGAGGCAUCUCUACCUUAUUAAAGUAUCAAGAGACAAAAUAUCAGACAACAAUGACCAGGAGACAGCAAAUUGUGAUGCAAAAGCAAUAUUUGCUGUACUCACAAGCGUCUUGACAAAAGAUGACUGGUGGAACCUUCUGUUGAAGGCCAUAUACUCCUUAUGUGACCUAUCCCGAUUUCAAGAGGCUGAGUUACUUGUAGAUUCUUCACUGGAAUAUUAUUCAUUUUAUGAUGACAGGCAAAAACGCAAGGAACUAGAGUACUUUGGUCUGUGUGCUGCAAUUCUGGACAAAAAUUUCAGACAGGCGUACAACUAUAUCAGGGUAAUGGUAAUGGAAAAUGUCAAUAAACCCCAGCUCUGGAACAUUUUCAAUCAAGUUACCAUGCACUCCCAAGAUGUACGGCAUCAUCGCUUCUGUCUCCGUUUAAUGCUGAAAAACCCAGAUAAUCAUGCCCUGUGUGUCUUAAAUGGACACAAUGCAUUUGUAUCUGGUAGUUUUAAGCAUGCGCUUGGACAGUAUGUGCAAGCCUUUCGCACCCAUCCCCACGAACCUCUCUAUAGCCUCUGUAUAGGCCUAACCUUUAUUCACAUGGCAUCUCAGAGGUAUGUGUUAAGGAGACAUGCUCUGAUUGUGCAGGGCUUUUCUUUUCUUAAUAGAUACCUUAGUCUACGUGGGUCUUGCCAGGAAUCAUUCUACAAUUUAGGCCGUGCCCUUCAUCAACUGGGGCUGAUUCAUCUUGCAAUCCACUAUUACCAAAAGGCCCUGGAGCUUCCUCCACUUGUGGCAGAGGGUAUAGAAGUUGACCAGUUAGACUUGCGAAGAGAUAUUGCCUACAACUUGUCUCUCAUUUAUCAGAGCAGCGGGAAUACCGUGAUGGCUCAAAAGCUUUUGUAUACCUAUUGUUCUAUAUAAAGCCCCUCAACUGAGAAAGGAGCAUUGGGCAGCUGCUGUGUAAGGACCAAUAUUUCUGUCUCAGGGCUUAUUCUUAACUCCAAAAUGGAAAUGAUAAUUUCAGAAUUAUUUAACAGUGUGUUUCAUUUUUAUUAAAUGAUAAUGAUCUUUUGGUAUAUAUGCAAAAUUAUCAUUCAUACAAGAAUUUGUAUAUUGUUCUUUCAUUUUACUUUGGUAUUCCAUACUAAAAUUGUUCCCAGUGCUGAAAUGGACAGUGUUACCCUUUGAGCCAGCUUGGAGUUGAAUACACUGUUUUUUAAUACCAUCUAUUCAUCUGUGCAUUUAAUACUAUAUAUUAAAUAUUAAACACCUAUUCUGUACCAAGCAGUGUUAUAGGUGCUGAGAAUGUAGUCGUAAGACAGAUGUGAUCUUGUCCUUGUGGCACUUAUGGAGUGCGUUACUGACUACUGAGAUAAUUACCAUUCAAUUCAAUUCUUUAAAUACAGAACAUGAGCAUAUAUUUAUUUGAAAGAAAUGCUCACUGACAUGUUUUCCAUUUCAGAAUCACUAGGAAUGUAGGAAAGACGGAAAAUUUUAUAUAUGGAAUAAAGUGUUGCUGAUAAGGUAAAAAAAAAUAGAUAAAAGCCUUUUACUCAUUUCAAGUAUUGUAUGUUCUUAAAUCUAAGAAAAUAAUAGUUUUUAGAUAUACUAUUGAUUUAUUAAUAGCUUUUUAGAGGUAAAUAAAUUCUAUAAUAAAUGGGCAUGUGGAUUAUAAGACCCAGCCUAAUUAUGGGAAGGAAACAAGUAUGAGACUUAGGAUCAAAGAAAAACAGUGGGGGCUUUUUAGGAAUUCUUAGUGCUGUUUAUACUGUAUAUAUAACUUUCUAGUUGAGAAGCAGAAUUCGCAUGUAAUAUUUGUAUUGUGUGCUCUGUAUGU